ACUUCCUUGGACAGGCACUUGUUGAGUUCUUUGGCACAUUGUCAAGAGAGUGGGCUUUGGAAUGCAUGAAAGACCUUCUACUGGUUAAUCUGAGGGGAAAUCUUCAGAUUGUUGUGCAGGCCACGAAAGAAUACUCUGAGCAGCUAGGGGUUGAUGCUUGCAUCAAAUUAUUUGAGCAAUUCAAAUCUUAUGAGGACCUUUACUUUUUCUUGGGAUCUUAUCUGAGCUCCAGCGAGGACCCAGAUAUCCAUUUCAAGUACAUAGAAGCAGCAGCAAGGACUGGACAAAUCAAAGAAGUUGAACGUGUAACCAGAGAGUCAAACUUCUAUGAUGCUGAGAAGAUAAUGAACUUUUUGAUGGAAGCAAAACUACCUAAUGCCCGUCCACUGAUUAAUGUUUGUGAUCGCUUUGGUUUUGUGCCAGAUCUCACUCACUAUCUGUACACAAACAACAUGCUUCGAUAUAUCGAAGGCUAUGUUCAGAAGGUGAAUCCCGGGAAUGCUCCAUUGGUAGUGGGGCAAUUACUUGAUGAUGAAUGCCCUAAAUAUUUUAUCAAGGGUUUGAUCCUAUUUGUUCGUUCUCUCCUCCCUGUUGAGCCUUUGGUUGAUGAAUGUGAGAAGAGGUUUGUUUUUCAUAUCCCUCCAGUUUACUUAUUCACAUGGGCCGUUCCCCCUCCUCCCCCCUACCAAGAAUUGUUGGUCUCAUACGUUUGA
Molecule: messenger RNA, 713 nt
Organism: Zea mays
Lineage: Eukaryota; Viridiplantae; Streptophyta; Magnoliopsida; Poales; Poaceae
Product: clathrin heavy chain 1-like
Exons: 4
Coding region: 66-713 (215 amino acids)
Biological process (GO): intracellular protein transport; receptor-mediated endocytosis
Cellular component (GO): Golgi apparatus; plasma membrane; chloroplast
Molecular function (GO): clathrin light chain binding
Source: RefSeq, a predicted model, not a curated record